AUGAGGAAGUUUAAUGAGUUGGGGAGGUUGUUUUUUGUACUAGUGGUUUGGCUGCGGUUGAGUACCAGGGCUUGCUCGCAGCCACAACAGCGAGUCCCUUGCUUCUUCAUUUUCGGCGACUCGUUGGUGGACAAUGGAAACAACAAUCGACUGAUCACACUUUCUAGGGCAAACUAUAGGCCUUAUGGCAUCGACUUUCCGCAGGGUGUCACCGGUCGCUUCACAAAUGGCCGAACCUAUGUUGAUGUACUAGCUCAGCUUCUGGGGUUUCGAAAUUUUAUUCCACCUUAUUCAAGAACUCGUGGAGCUGCACUUAUGAGGGGAGCAAAUCUGGCAUCAGGAGCAUCUGGUAUUCGAGAUGAAACUGGAGAUAAUUUGGGAGGUCACACGUCGAUGAACCAACAAGUUUCGAUCUUUGGAAAUGAUAUACUGCCAGAAAUGAGAAGGUUGUUUAGAGGAGACGCCAAUGCACUAAACAGCUAUCUCAGCAGAUGCAUCUUCUAUUCUGGGAUGGGGAGUAAUGAUUAUCUUAACAAUUAUUUCAUGACUGACUUCUACUCGACCAGUUCCGAUUUCACUACAAAAGCUUAUGCUGCAGCACUUCUUCAGGAUUACUCGCGCCAGCUCACUCAACUGUAUUCCUUUGGAGCUAGAAAAGUGAUCGUCACAGCCAUUGGCCAAAUUGGAUGCAUACCUUAUGAACUAGCAAGAUUUCGUGGAAACAGCACCCGAUGCAAUGAAGACAUCAACAAAGCGAUUGUUAUGUUCAACUCAGGGCUUAAAAAACUUGUUGACAAUUUUAAUGGCGGUCAGCUGCCUGGAGCCAAGUUUGUCUAUGUAGAUGCCUAUCAAAGCAACGUUGAUCUCUAUAAAAACCCAAAUGCUUCUGGAUUUGAUGUGAUAGACAAGGGGUGCUGUGGAGUAGGAAGGAACAAUGGGCAGCUAACUUGUCUACCUCUUCAAGAAGCUUGUCGAGAACGAACAAAGUACUUGUUUUGGGAUGCCUUCCAUCCAACCGAUAUAGCAAACGUUGGCUUUGGCAGGGCAACAUUCAGUUCCGGGCGAUAUACAUAUCCAAUUAAUAUUCAACAAUUGGCAAUGCUAUAA
Molecule: messenger RNA, 1107 nt
Organism: Argentina anserina (silverweed cinquefoil)
Lineage: Eukaryota; Viridiplantae; Streptophyta; Magnoliopsida; Rosales; Rosaceae
Product: GDSL esterase/lipase At1g33811
Exons: 5
Coding region: 1-1107 (368 amino acids)
Molecular function (GO): hydrolase activity, acting on ester bonds
Source: RefSeq, a predicted model, not a curated record